Molecule: messenger RNA, 2802 nt
Organism: Eremomyces bilateralis CBS 781.70
Lineage: Eukaryota; Fungi; Ascomycota; Dothideomycetes; Eremomycetales; Eremomycetaceae
Product: glucan 1,3-beta-glucosidase GLUC78 precursor
Exons: 2
Coding region: 1-2340 (779 amino acids)
Molecular function (GO): polygalacturonase activity
Source: RefSeq, a predicted model, not a curated record
AUGGUUAUUUUCUCCUUGCCAGCGCUUGAGCUCCUCGCUGCAGUUCUCCUCGGAAUGCGGACCAUCUUGAAUCCCGUUGCCGCUCAUGUUCCACGACAAGGAACCACCUAUCCUGGUCAAUCCGCUGCGGGACCGUACUGGGUUUCCAACAUCGAGCGUAAAGGCACCGUCGCCUACGGAAACGCCGAUUUCAAAAUCUUCCGCAACGUCAAGGACUAUGGCGCCCGUGGAGAUGGCGUUACAGACGACACCGCUGCGAUCAACCAGGCCAUCUCGGAGGGCAAUCGAUGUGGUGGUGGCGGAUGUGAUUCCAGCACCGUGACCCCAGCGAUUGUUUACUUCCCUGCCGGCACGUACAUCAUCAGCCAACCUUUGCUCCAGUACUACUACACCCAGAUGAUCGGUGAUGCGACAAACCUCCCUGUCCUCAAGGCCGCACCGCAGUUUGAGGGAAUGGCAGUCAUAGACGCCGAUCCGUAUCUCCCCGAUGGCGUCAACUGGUUCACGAACCAAAACAACUUCUUCCGACAAGUUCGCAACUUCGUCAUCGACUUGAGGGCCAUGCCCCCGAACCGCGGAGCCGGUAUCCACUGGCAGGUUGCACAAGCUACGAGUCUCCAUAACAUCCGCUUCGAGAUGGUUAAGGGAGGCGCCGACAACCGACAGCAGGGGAUUUUCAUGGACAACGGCUCCGGUGGAUGGAUGUCAGACCUCAUCUUCAACGGUGGCCAAUACGGCGCUUUUCUUGGCAACCAACAGUUCACGACGCGCAACCUCGUCUUCAACGACUGUGACACGGCCAUCUUCAUGAACUGGAACUGGGCUUGGACCUUCAAGUCGGUUUCCAUCAACAACUGCCGUGUCGGCGUCGAUAUGGCCAACGGUGGCUUCAAUCAAACUGUCGGCUCGAUCCUCAUGCUCGAUUCUAAGAUCCAAGCCACUGAUUGCGGCUUCAAUACCUCUUUCUCCCCCGACUCGAUCCCCAACUCUGGCGGUACCCUGAUUCUCGAGAACACCGACUUCACCGGGACCCCGGUCGCCGUGAAAGGCCCGGGUGACCAGACGGUCGUUGCCGGAGGUGCUCAUGUCGCCAACUGGGUCCAAGGCCGCUCCUACAUCGGCAACGAUGGCAUGCGCACGCAAACCGUCGUCACCGAGCCCGCAAAGUCAGCUGGCCUACUCUCUGGCAAUAAGGUCUUCGAGCGAUCGAAGCCGCAGUACGAAAACGUCCCCGCCUCGCAAUUCGUGUCCGUGAAAUCCGCCGGUGCGGUUGGCGACGGGCUUACUGACGACACCGCUGCCAUUCAGCAGGCGCUCACCAACCUCAAGGAUGACCAAAUCCUCUACUUCGACCAUGGCGCCUAUCUCAUCACCGACACGGUAUUCGUCGGGUGCCACGCGAAGAUCACCGGUGAAAUCUGGCCUCUGAUCAUGGCGUCCGGGCCCAAGUUCCAAGAUCCCGCCCAGCUCCGCCCCGUGUUCAAAGUCGGAAACUCCGGCCAAUCCGGCGCAGUUGAGAUGUCCGAUCUGAUGUUCGAGACGCGCGGUCCAGUCCCUGGCGCCGUGCUGAUGGAGUGGAACCUGAACGCCGAAAAGCAAGGCAGCAACGGCAUGUGGGACGUUCAUUUCCGCAUCGGCGGCAGCGCCGGCACCUUACUGCAAUCUGAUACAUGUGCCAAGAAGCCCAGUGCUCCUCAUGGCCCGGAUCCGAAAUGUGUGGGCGCCGGGAUGCUUUACCACACGACCAAAGACGCCUCGGUGUACCUCGAGAACUGUUGGUUCUGGGUGUCGGACCACGAGCUCGACCUCGCCGACCACUACCAAAUCGACAUCUACAACGGCCGUGGUGUGCUCAUCGAGUCGCAGAACCCCGUCUGGUUCUACGGCACGAACUCCGAACACAACGUGCUCUACAACUACCAGGUCAUGAAUGCCAAGAACGUCUGGAUGGGCCUCAUCCAGUCCGAGACGCCCUACUACCAAUCCAACCCGUCCGCGCCAUUCCCCUUCACGACCCCCAUCCCUGGCGACCCGACCUUCGGCGCCCCCGACGCCCUCUCCAACAAAGCCUGGGGCCUCCGCGUGGUGGAUAGUGAGGACGUCUUCGUCUACGGCGCCGGGCUGUACUCCUUCUUCGAGAACUACGACCAGAAGUGUGUGCCGGCGAACAACUGUCAGAACGGCAUGAUCAGCAUCGAAGGCACAUCGAAGAACAUCCGGCUCUUCGGCAUCAGCACUAAGGCGGCGGUGGACAUGAUCGUGAGCUCGCAGGGCUCGGUGAAGGAUCUGGAUAAUCGGAGCAAUUUCUGCGGGACGGUCGCGAGGUGGGUGCAGAGCUGAGCGGAAGACAGACACGAUGGGAUGUCUGCACUUCUGAUUACACUCACGCGGCAGAAUUGGGCAGAUUGUACAUAAACCCGAAUGCUUUACGUUUCUUCCAUUCCUCGCACCUUUAAUCCCUUUCCCCUUGACCUCCACCGAUUUCCUUAUCCUUUCUCGCAGCUGAGCGUUACAGUACUAGCAUGGUAUGGGACCAUCGCCCUCACGGCGCAUUCGGCAUGGCGACCACAGACUGGGGGUCGGACUUCAUUUUUGGAGGAACCGUUCGGAGCGUUCGUGCGUGGACGGCAGUCUGAGGGCUAGCGUGGCAUAUCGAGACCAACUUCGGUUGUCAAUUUUUCUUUCUCGGUAGAUGAGCGAUCCUAGAUACCGCCUUUCGGAGCUUGGGAGGUCGCGAAGGAUUUUCUCGGUUAGAGGGUUGUAUCUGAGGAGGAGUCGGUGUCUCACGAGAGAAAGGUCCGC